GUGCUCGGGGGAGAGAGACUAAGACGGAUAACGCGUCAUCUCGCCUUCCCAAAUUUUCCCCCCUCGCUAGACCGGGUCCAAAAUCUCCAUCCGGAGCCGGCAGGAGAGGGGAACGAUGUUCAACUCGGUCAACCUGGGCAACUUCUGCUCGCCGUCGCGCAAGGAGAGGGGCGCUGAUUUCGGCGAGCGGGGGAGCUGCGCCUCCAACCUCUAUCUGCCCAGUUGCACUUACUACGUGCCCGAGUUCUCCACGGUCUCCUCCUUCCUGCCCCAGGCCCCCUCUCGUCAGAUCUCCUAUCCCUACUCGGCCCAAGUGCCCCCGGUCCGGGAGGUCUCCUACGGCCUGGAGCCCUCUGGCAAGUGGCACCACCGGAACAGCUACUCCUCCUGCUAUGCGGCGGCCGACGAGCUCAUGCACCGGGAGUGCCUGCCUCCUUCCACCGUCACCGAGAUCCUCAUGAAAAACGAAGGAUCCUACGGCGGCCACCACCACCCCAGCGCCCCGCACGCAGCCCCCGCCGGCUUCUACUCCUCAGUCAACAAGAACAGCGUCCUGCCUCAAGCCUUUGACCGCUUCUUCGACAACGCCUACUGCGGCGGCGACGCGCCCGCCGAGCCCCCCUGCCCGGGCAAGGGCGAGACCAAGGGGGAGCCCGAAGCGCCUCCAGCCUCGGGACUGGCGUCCCGGGCGGAGGUGGGUGCGGAGGCCGAGGAGGAGAACACGAAUCCCAGCUCGUCCGGUUCAGCCCAUUCGGCCGCCAAGGAGCCGGCUAAGGGAGCCGCCCCCAACGCCCCCCGCACCCGCAAGAAGCGCUGCCCUUAUUCAAAAUUCCAGAUCCGGGAACUGGAGCGAGAGUUUUUCUUCAACGUGUAUAUCAACAAAGAGAAGCGGCUGCAGCUGUCCCGGAUGCUGAACCUGACUGACCGACAAGUGAAAAUUUGGUUUCAGAACAGAAGGAUGAAAGAAAAAAAACUGAGCAGAGACCGGCUGCAGUAUUUCUCGGGAAAUCCUCUGCUGUAACCCGCAGAUCAGGGGCCCUUUUUUUGGGGGGGAGGGGAAAUUAUUUUAUUUUAUUUUUAUUUUUUAUUUUCUAAUUCGCCUUCUUUCCGCGGGUGGAAAACUGGACUGUGGCCAGGGCUGGCCCCCACUCGCGUUGCCGGCACUUCUUUCUGGAACCUCCUUCACCUUCGGUCUGACUCUCGUGGUGGGACAGGGACCAGGCUGGAAAGGGGGUGAAGGGAAGUGUCUGACCCACGGCGGGUGAACACCGUGGACGCUGAGGCCAAGACUCUUUAUUUAAAAGAAAAUACACUUCGCGACAAUGUCUUGCUGCUCUGAUUGGGUGAGGGAAAGGGAGAGAGUAGUGGGCGCCUGACGAACAAACCUUGAAUUCAAAACCUUCCCUUGCUCAAGUGAAAAGAUCCACUGAGACUUGGUGUCUGCGAGGGCUCCCCGCCCCACGCCCACCUCUCGCCCCACUGCUAGGGGCAGCUAAAUGUGAUCCCGCCUUGCUGUGAAAUUUCUGUACCUUUGACCUGGUGUUAGGUGUGCAAAGUCCGUGUCCUACCUCCGUCUGUGCCCAGGCCCCGCCUGAGCCUAGUUAUUCCCCCCAGAAAAGUGUGGAGUCCUCCUUUGAAAUUUCUUAACUGACGCAUUGAGGUUUCCUAACCUUUUCCCAAGCCGUGCCCCACUCCAUGGAUUUAUAGUUAUAGUCUAUGCAGUUGGUAUCUUCGUCUUCUUUUUUUUUUUUUUUUAAGAGAGAAAAAAAGAGAGAGAUUGGGGUGGAGGAAGCAGUAGAGAGAUGAGAUUGGGUGCCCCCCCCCAGGGCCUGAAUUUUUGUAAAUACAUUUCACAAGCUUUUCUUUCUACCCAGAGGGGUUAGGGGGCGGAUGAUGCGCCUGGAAUGCAAUUCGAAUCACCCAUCUCUCUUCACGUGUGUGCCUGCGUGUGUAUGUGUGCAAUGCCCAUCCUGCUCCCAUCCCAGAGGGACUGAUGUGAAUUUUUUUUUUUUUUGGUGGCAAAUAAAGAUAUUUCAUUCUGUUCAA
Messenger RNA from Orycteropus afer afer, 2046 nucleotides. RefSeq names its product homeobox C11 (gene HOXC11). Gene Ontology annotation, cellular component: nucleus. The record is from RefSeq and is a predicted model, not a curated record. Gene Ontology annotation, biological process: anatomical structure development; regulation of transcription by RNA polymerase II. Lineage: Eukaryota; Metazoa; Chordata; Mammalia; Tubulidentata; Orycteropodidae. Gene Ontology annotation, molecular function: RNA polymerase II cis-regulatory region sequence-specific DNA binding; DNA-binding transcription factor activity, RNA polymerase II-specific.